UCCCAAAAAUGAAGCUGGCGUUCGCAUCAAAUAUGAAUCAUUUGAAGAUCCUUCUGGCGCAAUACCGAAAUUCCAUUAUGGCACACAUUAUUCGAAUUCAGGUGGCGUCUUGCACUAUUUGCUGCGCGUCGAACCAUUUACCUCGCUACACAUUGAACUACAAAGCGGUCGCUUCGAUGUGGCAGAUCGGCAAUUUCAUUCGAUACCACAAACAUGGAAAUUGUUAAUGGAUAAUCCGAAUGAUGUGAAGGAGCUGAUACCGGAAUUCUUUUAUUUUCCUGAAUUUCUAAAAAAUAUGAAUAAAUUCGAUUUGGGUCACUUACAAAUAACAAAAGAGAAAGUAGACGAUGUCAUACUGCCGCCUUGGGCUACCACACCCGAAGAAUUUAUUGCCAUCCACCGGCGUGCUUUAGAAUCGGAAUAUGUUAGUCAAAAUCUGCAUCAUUGGAUCGACUUGAUUUUUGGCUACAAGCAAAAGGGGCCUAAAGCUGUCGAAGCGCUCAACGUUUUCUACUAUUGCUCCUAUGAAGGUGCCGUAGAUCUGGAUAAAAUAACCAACCCGGUCGAGCGUGAGGCAGUUGAGGGUAUGAUCAACAACUUCGGUCAAGUGCCAUCGCAAUUAUUGCGUGAACCACAUCCGCGUCGUUUGACACAGGAGGAGACUGCGUUGAAAUUAGUGCGCGCCGAAUUGAAGCGACCAGAUUUGACGCAAUUUCUCGAUAAGGUUGUGCAAUACUAUUGUGAGCUAUCAACACCAAAAGAUCCAAUUGUCUUCCUAAGCGCACCGCGUAGUCCGCCACGUUCAUUUCUACAGCUCAGCCCUGAUGUGCUCGUCAGCAUAUCCAAAUCUUGCAUACUUGGUGCGAAUUCAUGGAUGUCGUACGACAAAGAACGAGGAUUUUUAUUGGAAAUCGAUGCGACAACCACGAACUUGAAAAAUCGUAAACGCAUAUUCGGUCCCUUUCAUCCUUCCCAAAAUCCACACUCACAAUUAUUCGCUGUGAGCACAGAUGGUAAACUGCUAUACGCGGGUGGCAUUUGGGAUAAUUCGCUGCGUGUAUAUAAUUUGCACAAGGGCAAGGCGGUGGCAUCAGUGACGCGGCAUUUAGACAUUAUCACCUGCCUGGCGUUGGACAAUUGCGGCUCCUACUUAGUGACCGGUUCACGUGAUUGCACUUGCAUUGUUUGGAGCAUACAGAGUCAACAGUAUGGUAGCGCGCAGGCCAGCACAAACAUUCCAAUGCAUGCACUCACAGGUCAGGCGCAUUUGCAGGCGGUCACACAAUUGAAUACGCAAAAUGUAUUCUCACCCAAACCAUUGACCACUCUGUAUGGUCAUGACGAUGCAAUUUCAAGUGUUGCCAUUUACACUGAAUUAGAUAUGGUGGUUUCGGGAUCGCUGGACGGCACUGUUAAUGUGUACACCAUUCAGAAUGGCCAAUUUGUGCGUACACUAAAGCCAAUUGGUUGUACAGAGACUUGUGUGCAGAUAUCGUUUGUCACCGUUUCAUAUCAUGCCCAGUGCUUAGCGGUGCAUACUACCACUCCGUAGAACUUGGGUUGAUGCCUGAUUCGAGUAACAU
This is a messenger RNA of Rhagoletis zephyria (snowberry fruit fly), 1583 nucleotides long. Its product is annotated as neurobeachin-like protein 2. Lineage: Eukaryota; Metazoa; Arthropoda; Insecta; Diptera; Tephritidae. Gene Ontology annotation, biological process: intracellular protein localization. Gene Ontology annotation, molecular function: protein kinase binding. Gene Ontology annotation, cellular component: membrane; cytosol. The record is from RefSeq and is a predicted model, not a curated record.